AUGGGGAAUGUGGACGAACGCUUGGUGCAAGGAAACAGAGGGCUGUCGGUGGUGGUGGCCGGCGACCAAGGGAUCGCGUUGGUCGGCCACGAGGCGAUGGACGGCCGCGGCAGGAUGAAAUUUCGAAAGUUGUUACGCGGUCGAAUGUCACGGGCGAACGUACUCGUGGCGAGGCUUAACCAAUGCACCAGGAAACAGGCGAGCAGAGCCCGGAAAUGCAUGUGUCUGCCGUCGAAUUACGCCCUCGUCGAGUUCCCCGUGGUCUGGUCCGAGCUUAGAGCGAACCAGCAGCUGUGCGACGGUGCGAUCAGAUGCGCCCGGGACCACGUGUUCCCAGUGCACCGUGCCAUUUUGUCCGCGGUCAGCCCGUACUUCAAGGCCCUUUUCACGAACAGCCUGAAAGGCGGCAAAACGGAGACCACCGAGGUCGCCAUCGAUUCCGUUCCCGGCAAAAUUUUCAGUCUGAUCCUCGACUACGCGUACACCGGCACCUGCAACGUGAACGCUGACAAUGUCGAGCAAUUAUUACCGUUGGCCGAUCAGUUCGAGGUCCUUGGUGUGGUCCAGUUGUGCUGUCAGUUCUUGCUGCAGGAACUGAGACCCGAGAACUGCCUAGGUGUCUUUAAAUUCGCCCGUCACUAUUUCUGCCGUGACCUGGAAGAGAGGGGCCGGAAAUACAUUCGUCAUCACUUUAAGCGGAUACUACAAGAGAGCCAGGAAUUCAAAGAGGUCACCGGCGAGGAACUCGAGGCGAUCCUACGUGACGACGAGCUGAACGUUAAAAACGAGGAAAUUGUUUUCGAGGCGGUUAAAGCCUGGGUCGAGCACAACCCCGAAGAAAGAAGGCCUUGCUUGCCGAGGCUCUUGAGAUGCGUCCGGUACGGCCUGAUGAGCUAUCACUUUUUCACGAACAAUAUCCUCGCGUGGAAGACCGUCGAGGAGGAUCAACACUGCCAGCAUGUUCUCGGCCCCGCGAACGCGUACCUGAGCGAGCAAGAAACGAAACACAGUGGCGGCGAGAUCGAUCUGAAGAAUCCAUUUGCACGGCCCAGGAUCCCGUACGAGAUCCUGUUCGCGAUCGGCGGCUGGAGCGCCGGUUCCCCGACGAAUUUCGUGGAGACGUACGACACGAGAGCUGACAGAUGGUUUCUAUCAGUGAGCAUGGACGCGACCCCGAGGGCUUAUCACGGUCUAUGCGCCCUGAACAAUCAGAUCUACAUGAUCGGCGGUUUCGACGGGAAUCAACACUUCAACACGGUCCGAUGCUUCGAUCCGGUGACCAAAGAGUGGCGUGAACGGGCGUGCAUGUACCACGCCCGGUGUUAUGUCAGCGUCUGCACGCAUGGAGGAAAGAUUUACGCCCUCGGCGGCUACAAUGGCCGCACCAGGAUGAACUCCGGGGAACGAUACGAACCGCAGAAGAACCAAUGGGAGAUGAUACCGCCGAUGCAUCGUCAAAGGUCAGACGCGAGCGCGGCCGCGUUGCAGGACAAGAUUUAUAUCGUUGGCGGUUUCAACGGACGGGAAGUUCUGAAUUCCGCGGAGGUCUUUGACGUGAGGACCAAUCAGUGGAGCUACAUACAUUCGAUGAUCAAUCCACGGUCCGGUGUUUCCUUGGUGGCGUUCCGCGACAGUCUUUACGCUCUCGGUGGCUUCGACGGCUUUACCAGACUCUGUUCCGGGGAACGUUACAAUCCGAAUCAUUCGGAGGACUGGCACACGGUUCCAGAGAUGCUCAGCCCUCGCAGCAAUUUCGCCACGGUCAUCUUGGACGACAUGAUUUUCGUUGUCGGCGGUUUCAAUGGCUCGACGACAAUCGCGUACGCAGAAUGCUACGAUGCAGACAGCAACGAGUGGUACGACGCGUCGCCGAUGAAUCUUAAUCGAAGCGCCUUGAGCGCUUGCGUUAUUGCCGGCCUUACUAACGCGCGUGAAUAUUCAUACCAAAGCAAAGCUCGGGAUCUUGGCCAAGGACAAGCGUCGUCCGAAAAUCAGGAGAAGACCAAUCAAGGCGGCGAGGGUGCCGCCGAGACGAACGCCGCAAUUUCCACGGAAGAGGGUGAAUCUGUGAACUUCGAGGAACACGAUCAAGGGGAAGCUGGCCCCAUGGAGGAGAUAGCGGAGAGCGGUGGCAAUUUUCUAGGAUAA
This is a messenger RNA of Dufourea novaeangliae, 2148 nucleotides long. Its product is annotated as kelch-like protein 10. The record is from RefSeq and is a predicted model, not a curated record. Lineage: Eukaryota; Metazoa; Arthropoda; Insecta; Hymenoptera; Halictidae. The transcript is spliced from 10 exons. The coding region runs from base 1 to 2148 and encodes 715 amino acids. Gene Ontology annotation, molecular function: protein binding.